Benincasa hispida (wax gourd) is the source of this 999-nucleotide messenger RNA. The record is from RefSeq and is a predicted model, not a curated record. Lineage: Eukaryota; Viridiplantae; Streptophyta; Magnoliopsida; Cucurbitales; Cucurbitaceae.
AUGGAAUUAGAGAGAAAUAAUGAAAUAUUAGUUGGUAGUGAAGAAGAGGAUGUGAUGCUUCCACUUCCAGGGUUUAGGUUUCAUCCAACAGAUGAAGAACUUGUUGCUUUUUAUUUGAAAAGAAAGAUUCAAAAUCACCCCAUCUCCAUGGAACUCAUCAGAGAACUCGAUAUCUAUAAAUACGAUCCAUGGGAUCUUCCAAAGCUAGGUUGGACAGGAGAGAAGGAGUGGUAUUUUUACUGCCAAAGAGAUAGGAAAUAUAGAAACAGUGCAAGGCCAAAUAGAGUGACAGGAGCUGGGUUUUGGAAAGCUACUGGAACUGAUCGUCCCAUUUAUUCUUCUACAAAUUAUCUCUCCAAAUCCAAAUCCAAAUCCAAAUCCAUUCUUAUUGGUUUGAAGAAAUCUCUUGUGUUCUAUACUGGCAGAGCUUGUAAAGCCCUCAAAACUGACUGGAUGAUGCACGAGUUUCGCCUUCCCGAUUCGCCACCGAAUGACUCAUGGGCGAUAUGUCGAAUCUUCAAAAAAACAAAUAUUUCCGCAGCUCAAAGAGUUGCUUCUUCUUCCUUCCCAAAACAACAUGAAAAAUCGGAGAACAAAGACAGCACCACCAUAAAUGUUCCAUUAUCUACAUACAACCCAUUUGAUUAUUUGGAGGCAAAACUCCCUGAGCUUUCAAUUCCAAAUGAGCCCUUUGCCAUUGCCCCGCCUCCCAUGGAAAUGUCCGACAUUGCGAAAUCCGCCAUCGAUGUUUCCUCCAUCCUCUUCAAUAUGUCGUCUUCCUUGCUCGGCGACUUUGCUCCGUCUUCCCCCGCUCCCACCUCUGACCCAUUCACGUCGUCAUUUCACUCUCAUAAUCACGGUCACACCCACCACUCCGACAUCUUUUCCUUGCCCACGACUUUACUACACCAACAGAACACGUUGUCGUUAGAGUAUUCGCAUCGGUCAGACUCGCCAUUGAGUUCCAUUUGGGAUGAGUUGUUGAAUAACUUGAAUUAA